CGGCAACAGUGAUCGCGCGUAUAUCCGCGUCUUCGUUUUUUAUCAGGUGAUCCGGCAGAUUUCCGCACUAUUUCCAUUGAUCAGCAUGCUGCGUUACUUUGCGAGUUCUGAAUUGCAAAUCGCAAGACUGCCACGCCCACUCUCGCGAUACUAUCACAGCGAGAAGGGUGUUUGGGGAUAUAAACCGAGUCCACGGCGCGAAUUUCAAGUGGCCGAGGAUGUGCGGGCGUCGAGGAACUCGCAGGGCAAUGUCUAUCGUUUUGUGGAGGCCUUUCGCCAGCACGGGCACAAAUUGGCGACCGUAAAUCCCAUCAGCAUCAGGGCGAGCCAGGAGGAGCUGCAGGAAUUAAGUCCCGCAUUUUAUGGACUGCAGACACAAGACUCGGUGCGCACCGCUGGCCUCUUAAGUGGUCCGCAGGUGGCCCAGGACGUCGCCCAGCUGGAGCAGCUGCUCAAGGACAUUUACUGCGGCCGCUCAACCAGCGCCGAGUUCUCCUAUGUCGAGGACAUCGAGGAGCGCGAAUGGCUGGCCAGGAACUUUGAAACGCUGGACCAGCAGCAGCUGCAGAACGCCGAGCGCUGCGAAAUCGCCGAGCUGUUAAUUAAGUCGCAGGCCUGGGACAAUUUCAUGGCUCUCAAGUUUCCCACUGUCAAGCGGUACGGGGGCGAGGGCGCCGAGUCCAUGCUGGCCUUCUUCUGGCAGCUGCUACGCGACAGCGUCCAAGCGAACAUCGAGCACGUGGUCCUGGCGAUGCCCCACCGAGGACGCACCCCGCUGCAGGCCGCCCUGCUCAACAUGCGGCCGGCGAAAGUUUUCCGCAAACUCAGCGGCGCAUCCGAGUUUCCCGAAGACAUCGAGGCCAUGUCCGACGUCAUAAGUCAUUUCCAUGUUUCCGAGCAGCUGCAGGUGCUGGGCAAGAGCCUGAACUUCAGCAUGGUGCGCAAUCCCUCGCAUCUGGAGGCUGCCAAUCCCGUGGCCAUGGGCAAGGCGCGUUCCAAGCAACAGACGCGAGGCGAGGGAGGGUUUGGAAACAGCGACACUCAGCCCUUUGGCCAACAUGUACUCAACGUAAUCCUGCAUGGAGAUGCGGCCUUCGCCGGGCAGGGUAUUAACCAGGAGUGCCUGAAUAUGGCCUAUGUGCCGCACUUUGAAGUGGGCGGCAGCCUACACUUGAUUGUCAACAACCAGGUGGGAUUCACCACGCCCGGAGAUCGCGGGCGAUCCACGGCCUACACCUCCGACUUGGCCAAGUCCAUCCAAGCGCCGGUAUUCCAUGUAAAUGGGGAUGAUCCCGAGGCUCUGGCCCGAAUCACAAACCUGGCAUUCCGGUAUCAGAGGGUGUUCCGCAAGGACAUCUUCAUCGAUCUCAACUGCUUCCGUCGCUGGGGCCACAACGAGUUGGACGAUCCCACUUUCACAAACCCGCUGGUCUAUAAGAUCGUGCAUCAAAGAGAAUCGGUGCCGGAUUUGUAUGCCAAGCAGCUGGCCAAGGAGCAGGUUCUCUCUGAGUCACAGGCCAAGGAAAUGAGGGAUAACUAUAUGAAGUAUCUGGGCGAGGAGUUGGCCUUGGCUCCCACCUAUCAGCCGCCGCCCUCGUAUUUUGAGAAGCAGUGGAAGGAUCUUCAGCUGGCCCCGUCCAAGGAACUAACCUACUGGGAUACGGGUCUUGAUUACUCCUUGUUGCAUUACAUAGGACAACAAAGUGUGGCCUUCCCUGAGGACUUUAACAUCCAUCCUCACCUGCUGAAAACCCAUGUAACAGCUCGCUUGAAGAAGCUGGAGAACGGUGCCAAGAUUGAUUGGGCCACGGCCGAGGCCCUGGCCAUCGGAAGUCUGAUGUAUCAGGGACACAAUGUCCGCAUCAGUGGUGAGGAUGUGGGCAGGGGAACCUUCUCCCAUCGCCAUGCCAUGCUGGUGGAUCAGCAGACCAACGAGAUGUUUGUCCCACUCAACAGCAUGGCAGGUGGAAAUGGCGGCAAACUAGAACUGGCACAUAGUAUUCUAUCGGAGGAGGCGGUGCUGGGAUUCGAGUAUGGAAUGGCUAUUGAUAAUCCCAAUAACCUGAUCAUCUGGGAGGCACAGUUCGGGGACUUUGCCAAUGGAGCCCAAAUCAUUAUCGAUACGUUUAUUGUGUCGGGAGAGACCAAAUGGAUGGAGUCAAAUGCCCUGGUGAUGCUGCUUCCCCAUGGAUACGAUGGUGCUGCCUCGGAACACAGCUCCUGUCGCAUCGAGCGCUUCCUGCAACUGUGCGACUCCAAGGAGACCGCUGCAGAUGGCGAUUCCGUCAACGUGCACAUCGUUAACCCCACUACGCCCGCCCAGUACUACCAUGUCCUGCGUCGCCAGCUGGCAAGAAACUUCAGGAAGCCACUGGUAGUGGUGGCCCCGAAGACGUUGCUCCGUCUCCCGGCUGCAACGUCCACACACGAAGACUUCCAACCGGGCACGCUUUUCCACAAUGUUUUGGGCGACACCACCGUGAAGGCAGAGCAGGUGAAAAAGGUCAUCCUGUGCAGCGGCAAGCACUACUACAAUCUGGCGGAGGAGCGCGAGAAGCGGCAGGCCUAUGAUACGGCCAUCCUGCGCCUGGAGUCCCUCUGUCCAUUCCCCCUCCAGGAGCUGAAGGCCCAGUUGGCCCAGUAUGGCAACGUGCAAUCUUUUGUUUGGAGCCAGGAAGAGCAUCGCAAUAUGAGCGCCUGGACUUUUGUGCGGCCACGUUUUGAAAAUUUAAUUGGCCAACAGCUCCACUACUGCGGCCGCUGCGAGGCACCCACACCCGCCACCGGAAUCGGAAAAGUGCAUAAACGGGAAGUUGAUGAGAUUGUUGCUGCCCCAUUUGAACUUUAGUGCGCCGCCCACGUCCACCUUCCCCCCUCCAGCCAUAUAUCACAAAGUACUUUAGCUCAAUAAAACUGCCAAAAAUA
Molecule: messenger RNA, 2925 nt
Organism: Drosophila kikkawai
Lineage: Eukaryota; Metazoa; Arthropoda; Insecta; Diptera; Drosophilidae
Product: probable 2-oxoadipate dehydrogenase complex component E1 homolog
Biological process (GO): tricarboxylic acid cycle
Molecular function (GO): oxoglutarate dehydrogenase (succinyl-transferring) activity; thiamine pyrophosphate binding
Source: RefSeq, a predicted model, not a curated record